AUGAAUACCGAUCCGCCCAGAACUUUCGUGCCGAAGAAAGAUCGUGGCGGCAAGAGAACGCAGCCGAAUCCCAUCACGAGCGCAAUCAAUAUCUGGAUCGAUUCUCUUCCGCCUCUGACCCGCCACACUCUGCAUCCCAGCGUCGAACAGCUGCAAGCUAAGGCGCCAAAGCGAUGGGUGGUGUACCCUCCAAUGGCACUACUGCCAUCAGACAGCUUUGAUAGCGAGUGGACCGCAGUUUUGACCCAGAGCCACGUCUCUCGUGCUGACCCUCACAUUUCGCGCCUCUGCGAACUGAUACUGGAGAAGAUUGGCCGCAAGGAGGGGAAGGGUAUCCUCACACAUCUCGCCAUGAAUGCCGGAAUUCCGCUCUACGAACCUUCGACGCACAACGACGCAAGCCAAAACAUCCUUCGUACUCCAAGCGGUAUCCAUCUGCUGUCAGGAGAUUUUGGGCCCGCCCUAAAGAAUGACGAUCGGCCAGGCGAGCGCGAGCUCCAGGAAGCCUUCUGGGUCAGUACGAAGCAAAACGGCAUCACUCAGGUUUGGGCACCUCGGUACACCAUGUUCAGUCGCGGAAAUAUCAAGGAAAAGACUAGACUCCUUCGUUUCCACGCUGACAACCCUCUACCCAACGCCGAGUUGAAGCAAGCCUCCGCCAUAGAUCUCUACGCUGGAAUCGGCUACUUUGUCUUUAGCUAUGUAAAGAUGGGUCUCGGCAGAGUUUUGGGCUGGGAACUUAAUCCAUGGAGUGUUGAGGGACUGCGUCGGGGUGCCGUUGCAAAUGGGUGGAGCAUUAAGAUAGUGGACACAGAAGAAGACCUCACAUCUAUUGUGGAGACCAUUGUUGUAUUUCUAGAAGACAACCUACUAGCGAGCAAGCGUUUAAAACGCCUUGAUCUCGCAGAAAGUGUCAUGCACGUCAAUUGUGGACUGCUCCCAUCCAGUAUUUUAAGCUGGCAGGUUGCAAUUCAAGUCAUUGGGAGAAAUGGCUGGCUUCAUCUGCACGAGAAUGCCACUCUCAAAGGCGUCUCUGCGAGAAGACUCGAAAUUGAAGCCAUCCUUCACCAAUGGCUCCACGAUUCCAAGGACACAGUGAGUAUCAGUCACGUCGAACUCGUCAAGUCAUAUGCCCCUUCAAUUUGGCAUUGCGUAUUUGAUGCUAAAAUCACCCGAGUUCUCGCGAAUGGUAGUCUUGAAUCACGCACUCCGGUUUGCACAACUAUCUGGUAG
Blumeria graminis f. sp. triticale is the source of this 1233-nucleotide messenger RNA. NCBI's taxonomy places the organism in Eukaryota, Fungi, Ascomycota, Leotiomycetes, Helotiales, Erysiphaceae. The record is from the annotation of a GenBank genome assembly.